Zychaea mexicana is the source of this 1184-nucleotide messenger RNA. RefSeq lists its product as uncharacterized. The transcript is spliced from 2 exons. Lineage: Eukaryota; Fungi; Mucoromycota; Mucoromycetes; Mucorales; Lichtheimiaceae. Bases 68 to 1087 code for a protein of 339 amino acids. Gene Ontology annotation, molecular function: mRNA binding. The record is from RefSeq and is a predicted model, not a curated record.
CGGAGAGAAAAAUGGACAGUCUGUGAAAGUGUUUUCCACAACUUUCUUUCUCCCCCACUGUUUCAUUAUGAGCAAUUAUACGAACGCUGAGGACACUACGUUGACACCAACACAAACCGGAACAACUCCAUCCACAGGAGGAGCGGCUACCGGAACACCAAUAGCAACGAGCAAUGCAGACAUAUCUGCAGGUGAUUCUUCUGCUUAUUAUGAUCCAAAUCAAUACUACUACGGUUAUGAUUACAGUGGCACGGCCGGCGCUGAUGGCAAAGCCGGCGAUGCGUCGUCGACGGCAUACAAUUACGAUACCUCACAGUAUUAUUACGAUCCAAAUUAUUAUUCUCAAUACUAUGGAACCACGACGACCGGCGCUGAUGGUUCAUCGUCUAGAGGCCGUGGCGGAGGAGGCCGUGGAGGUUACAAUCAGCCGCAUCGAACAAUCUCUAAGUUUAGCCAUAGUUAUGCCAAUUACAAUAAUCACAACAGCUACAAUAACUACAAUAACUACAACGCUUACGACUCUACGGCCACUGCUUACGAUCCCACCAGUGUAGCGGCUGUCGAACCGCACUUUGCCAAAAGCACUGCCGGCGCUGGCGCUAGCAGGGACCCAAACAACCCGGUGAUUCAAAUGUCAACUUCCGGAUACACAGGUCCAAAUACACCACCUGCAUCAAGCGCGGACGAUCAAAAGAAAAAAAAGAAAAAGCCUGUAGUACGGGCGGCAGCCGGCGAAACAUGGGAAGAUCCAACACUUCAAGAAUGGGAUGACAAUGACUUUAGAUUGUUUGCAGGUGAUUUGGGCAACGAAGUGACGGAUGAAAUAUUGUUCAAGGCAUUCUCCAAGUAUCCGAGUCUCCAACGGACGCGUGUUGUCCGUGAUAAGCGAAAUACAAAGUCGCGCGGAUAUGGAUUCAUCAGUUUCAAGGAUCCGAACGAUUUCGUGAAGGCUUGGAGAGAAAUGAAUGGUAAAUACGUAGGUAAUAGACCAAUCAAGCUAAGAAAAAGUAACUGGAAGGAGCGCAAUAUGGAUGUGAAGACAAAAAAGGAGCGCGAGCGUGUGGGGCCCUACCCAAAGGUGCGCUAGUUCACUACAGCAUGUAAUAAAGAAAGACAUUUUGUUUCUUGGGUGUUUUCUACCAAAUUUUAAAGCAUUAAAAUAAACGAUGGUUGUUCUAAUGGGG